GAGACAUCUUGCCAGCACAGAGCGCGACACCUCGCGAAGUAUAGGUGUAUCGCAGCGCGAUUCUGGAGCUUCCAGAAGCGAUCUUGGGCGCUUGGACUUAUCGUUUUGUUUUUCGUAUUUCGUGAAAUAUCUCGACGCCUACGCACAAGAUAUUUUUGAAGCCGUCUCGUGAAUUCUAAAACUGUCUCAUUUCAGCAACACAAGAUCCAAGGAUCUGUUCUCUGACGUCGCAUUACAUUCGAGAGUGUUUAUAGUGGCGCGAUGUAAAAGACUUUACAUAAUACUUAAUAAAGACAGCGUUUUGGAAGAAUUAAAAGAUAAAGAUCCCUUAGAAGAUUAAGAUUGAAUCCUUCAAGAGGAUCAUAAAGAGGUUAACAUUCGUUCAUAAUGCGCGGGUUAAGAUACGUCACGUGAAGUUGGCUGCGAGAUACUAGUUGGUGGAGCAGUCGACCUAACCUAAUCUGUUUUUGUCCUAUCUACUUCGAAACUUGGAUGAAAUCGUCGGUCUUCGGAGAUUUUCGAGUAUUUUGAGGCCGUUCAACUCUUCAGAGAGCCCUGUGAGAUAAACUCAUGACGUCUCCAACGACAUGUAUCUGACGAAGCGUAACGCUUUUAUCAUUUCGGACCUUUCACGUUCAAGAGGACACUAAUGCAAUCGAUAAAGAAGAGUCAACCUUCGGAGACUCGGGCGAGAGAUCAGAAUGAGAAAGAAGAGAAUCGUCAGAGGGAUAUUCAUGAUGGCAUACAGGAAAAAAUGAAGAAGAUGGAGAUGAAAUCAUCUUCGCCUACUAGCCUAUUGGCCAAAAGCAGCCUGAUGUUACCUACUGGAGUCAUCGAACCAAGCGAGCAAGAGGUGAAAACGAAAAUCAAAACAGUGUCUUCCGCAUCUGCUACCGGAAACCCACGAAAUAAAACAGCCUUAGCACCGGGGCAUAGUUUGAUGGACUGGAUCCGUCUUGGUAAUUCAGGAGUCGAUUUAACUGGAGUCGGUGGCGUACCACGAGUCGUAACAUUAUCCGAGCUCGCUAAUCACAACAAGCAAACUGACGCUUGGAUUGCAAUCCGAGGAAUCGUAUUUAAUGUCACACGUUAUAUGGAUUUUCAUCCUGGUGGAGUCGACGAAUUGAUGAGAGGUGUCGGGAAAGACGCCACAAAAUUAUUUGAAAACGUGCACGCUUGGGUGAAUUAUCAGAGCAUUCUGCAGAAAUGCGUCAUAGGCAAGUUAAGUCGUGGCUCCUCGUCCGCGUCGAGUGCUGCUUCCGUGACGGACAAGUCGGCUACGAGCGCGAACAACUGUUCCUCCGUGACGUUGGAUUUUAGCAAAAGUUUCGCCGUACCAAGAGCGGUCGAAGAAAACCUACCGAAUGUAAAUAUAGAUUGGCGGCAAACUUCCAAUUCCAUUACUCUUUUUUAUCAAGCCGUAUACAACUAUCCGGGAAUAUAUUAUCAACUGCAACGGUUGAGUGACUCAAAACUCAUCUUUAGGCUCAUUUUUGAAAAGCACGUAAUUACUCAUGAACUCGAAUUGAUCGCAGAUGUGGAAUGGCCUCCGACGUGUAAGAGGAAUUUUGAUACGAUGCAGGUAGAAUUUACAUUUACAAAGAGGAUCAAAGAUAUUUGGAAGUCUCAAGGAAAGUUAUUGCAGAAUAUAUUAUCGAGAGGAUCAAACAAACGCACGUAUAAAGAAUACGAAGUACUCAGUAAUAUAUCUAUUUGCAGACUAGUUAAUCUAUUAGUCUUGCGUGCAAAAGAUUCUCUAGAACUAAUUCCAAUUGGUAGACAUGUAGAAGUUAAAAUGAAUAUUAUGGGAAUGGAAGUGUCAAGAUCGUAUACGCCUGUCCCACCGUGCCUUCAUCCCGAAGAUAUGGCGCCGAAUUAUCAGCCGGAUUGUAUUUGCUUGAUGGUAAAGCGAUAUCCGAAUGGCGCUCUCAGUCCGUCCAUCACUACGUUACAACCUGGUCAAAUCCUUACAAUGAGCAAUGGUUUAGGUGCCUUUGUAAUCGAAUCAUUCGAUCGAUAUUCUGUCAUCCAUAUGUUGGCAGGUGGAACAGGUUUAACCGCGAUGUUAGGAAUAAUUCAGCGAGCACUGGCGAGGCGCAGCGUGAAACUAAUCAAUCUUUUGAACUUCAAUAAAGAUGAGGACAAUAUGUUUUACGUGUCGCAACUCGAUAAAGUGUCUAUAGAAAAGUUUAAAGUUACACAUAUCCUUUCACAAGCGGGUGAUAAAUGGAAAGGUAGACGCGGCGUCGUGUCCGAUGAAUUGUUAAAAGAAUUGAUUGGCGAGUAUUCGUUAGAGGGAUGCAUAUUUACUUGUGGACCAAAAGGAUUUAUGCUAUCUGCUAAAAAGUGUAUUCAGAAACUUGGUUGGGCAUCUUACCAAAUGUACGAGUUCGAUUCUUAAUCGCCUGCUUGGAAAGUGUCCAAUGUGUUUCUUCCUUUCCAAUAGAACGCCUAACGAGAGACCAGAAUUCGUACCUGUCCAACCACAUGAAUAGUUAAGCAUUCUUAGUUAAGCAUUAUUACGGAAGCUGUGACAACCGAGUGGACCGAAUCAUUAACGUGUCAUUAGUCGAUGUAUAUUUUUUCUGAAAUUAUGAAGAUUUGUAAGCACUUUUACUCCCAUGUCCGCCCAUAACGGUACUUUUUAGCUGCGAUAAAUUGUAAUACUAUCUGUAAAGUAGAUUUACAUGUGAUUUUACAGCUGUGCGCGGCAGUGAGGAAAUAGAAGUAAACUGUUGCGCGAUUUAGAUAAGAAAAUGAGAUAUAUCUCACUAAAUUGGAAGACUGAGUUCUGUCAUUGGGAACAUUGUUCCGUAACCGUUAGAAGGAAAUGUUUGAUUAAAAAGUCACGUUUAAUGAAAACUCGACAUUGGAUUUGAAAUGAGGAAAUUUGAAUGGUAACCACAAUAUUUUAUUUAAAUUUUAACAAUUUUACAAUUGGCAUAUUGGAAAUAUUGACCGUAUCGUGCAUCAGUAUGAUAUGAUGUAGUUAUCACCUAUAUUUGAUGUCAUGUUAUCACUUGGUGUCUUUCAGACAAAUUAGACUGCGGUAAAAAGAAAUAAUUUGUAUGUCAUGUAGAGGGGCGCAUUAGUUAUUCUCAUAGUGCGUCAGAUGAGAUGACUUUUCCUUUGGGAAUUUCAAACGCGUUUAUAGUACAAUAUGCAAUUAAGUGGGUGCAGAGAAGCGCGUAAUAUUGUGUCAAUAUUGUUUCCUGGAUUAUAUAGAGUGUACAAUUUUGUUUUGUAAGGUGAGUGAUCUCAAAUGAAUACGUAUAUAUUAUUUAUGUAAAUAUAUAUUUACGAUCAAGUGUAGUUUCUCUCCUCGAAGACAAACGGCGUAGGAUACUGUGCAUUUACACAUGUGUGUGUAUAUAGGUAUGCAUGCCAGUAUUAAUCGAGAAUAAAUGAAUAUUGAAUGAUUGGAA
This is a messenger RNA of Odontomachus brunneus, 3425 nucleotides long. RefSeq names its product cytochrome b5 reductase 4. Gene Ontology annotation, molecular function: heme binding; oxidoreductase activity. The coding region runs from base 650 to 2401 and encodes 583 amino acids. The record is from RefSeq and is a predicted model, not a curated record. NCBI's taxonomy places the organism in Eukaryota, Metazoa, Arthropoda, Insecta, Hymenoptera, Formicidae. The transcript has 13 exons. Gene Ontology annotation, biological process: generation of precursor metabolites and energy; superoxide metabolic process. Gene Ontology annotation, cellular component: endoplasmic reticulum.